Manihot esculenta (cassava) is the source of this 3007-nucleotide messenger RNA. RefSeq lists its product as uncharacterized. The record is from RefSeq and is a predicted model, not a curated record. Gene Ontology annotation, biological process: proteolysis. The transcript is spliced from 3 exons. Lineage: Eukaryota; Viridiplantae; Streptophyta; Magnoliopsida; Malpighiales; Euphorbiaceae. The coding region runs from base 740 to 2128 and encodes 462 amino acids. Gene Ontology annotation, molecular function: aspartic-type endopeptidase activity.
GCUGGAGCUCGGGACGAGUUCUAUCGGGUAAAGCCAAUGAUUAGAGGCAUCGGGGGCGCAACGCCCUCGACCUAUUCUCAAACUUUAAAUAGGUAGGACGGCGCGGCUGCUUCGUUGAGCCGCGCCACGGAAUCGAGAGCUCCAAGUGGGCCAUUUUUGGUAAGCAGAACUGGCGAUGCGGGAUGAACCGGAAGCCGGGUUACGGUGCCCAACUGCGCGCUAACCUAGAACCCACAAAGGGUGUUGGUCGAUUAAGACAGCAGGACGGUGGUCAUGGAAGUCGAAAUCCGCUAAGGAGUGUGUAACAACUCACCUGCCGAAUCAACUAGCCCCGAAAAUGGAUGGCGCUUAAGCGCGCGACCUAUACCCGGCCGUCGGGGCAAGAGCCAGGCCCCGAUGAGUAGGAGGGCGCGGCGGUCGCUGCAAAACCCGGGGCGCGAGCCCGGGCGGAGCGGCCGUCGGUGCAGAUCUUGGUGGUAGUAGCAAAUAUUCAAAUGAGAACUUUGAAGGCCGAAGAGGGGAAAGGUUCCAUGUGAACGGCACUUGCACAUUAGAGACGUGGGACGAUUUCAAGAGAGAAUUGAAGAGGCAAUUCUAUCCCGUGAAUGCUGCUCAUGAGGCACGAGCAAGGUUAAGGAGGCUUACUCAACGAGGGACGAUUCGAGAUUAUGUGAAGGAAUUCACCGAGGUAAUUCUCGAAAUCCCUGGCUAUCCCGAUAGUGAAGCACUCUUUGCUUUUAUGGAUGGGUUACAACAUUGGGCAAGGCUUGAGAUUGAAAGGCGUGGAGCCCAAGAUCUUGCCACUGCCAUCUCUAUUGCCGAGUCCUUGACUGAAUAUCAGAAAGGGGACAAAGGCAAGGGAGUAGAGCAAGUAAAGGCCAAGAGUAGUGGCGAUGUCCAUGAAAGCAAGGAGGGGAGUGCUAAACCGUGGAGAUCCAAGGAAGGAUUCACCAAGGGAUGGAGGAAGCCCGAAGGUGAAAGGGAGAAGCCUCUACAGAAGUGCUUCUUGUGCGAUGGACCGCAUAUGGUGAGGGAGUGUCCAAAGCGCAAGGUCUUGUCUUCCUUGGUGGAAGAAAAGGAAGCAAGCAAGCAGCAAGGGGAGAAUAUGUGCGUAGGUGCCUUACAACUAGCUGCCAUCGAUGUCAAGCCAAAGGAGGUGGCAAGUGAGCGCAAAGGACGCUUGUUUGCGCCAAUGGAGGUAAAGGGGCAGUCCAUUCAUGCUUUGGUGGACACCGGGGCUUCACACAACUUCAUGAAGCUCGAUGUGGCGAAGAAGCUUGGAGUUCCUUUUCAAGGUGAUAAGGGUUGGUUGAAGGUUGUCAACUCUUUUCCAACCCCAACAUAUGGAGUUGCAAGGAAUGUCCAAGUAAAGAUAGGUGAGUGGACUGGAACUUUGGACUUCUACAUUAUCAAUUUGGAUGACCACUCUUGUGUGCUAGGGAUGGAUUUUAUGGAUAAGGUGAAGGCAGUUCUUCUCCCCUAUGCCAAUGAUAUGUGCUUAGCUGAUGGGAGUACCUUGAAGGCCAUAAACUUGGCAAGAGGGAAGGGUGCCACUAGCACACUUUCUAGUUUACAAGUAGUAAGUCCAAAGGAGCUGCCCAAGGAGUCAUUGCCACCGAGGAAAAGCGAAGGGCAUGAUGACAAGAAGAAGAGAGUAAGGAUGACUGUCGACGCGAUGGGUCCAAAGUCUUCCUUGUUGAGGCGCAUCAAGGAGGCAACGAUGCGUGAUGGGCAAGCCAAACAAUUGGUGAGGUUGGCUCGCGACGGUGUAACAAGGAAGUUCGUGGUCGAUAAUGGGCUCGUUAAGACGAGGCGUGGCGGCAUCUUUGUGCCUAAAUGGGGCAAGUUGCGGGAGGAGGUCAUGAGGUGGUAUCAUGACUUCAUGAUUCGUGGCCGUCCAAGUGUGAGGAAAAUGAUGGCAAUGCUUGGACGAGAGUUCUUUUGGCAUCACAUGGGGGUGGAUGUCAAAUGGUUUGUGAGGACUUGUGUGGAGAAUCAUAGAGUGGAUGGUGAUUCUCCAAGGGAGGUAAAGUCUAAGGGACGUUCUCCAUCUGCACCAGGGGAGAGGAGACCGUGGAGGUCGAAGGUGCGACUUCGGGGAGACGCGACGAGGGCGUCGCGAGAAUAGCUGGGGGAGAAUGUCACGACUCUUCCCAUGCCUCCCUAAAAUCCAAAGAGUUUUGUGAAGGAAGAAUGGUGGGACAGCCCUAUGGAGUGCCAAGGGGCGACUGGUGGCAGCAGCUGCGGGGCAGGCAGUUGACUGGCCAACGGGCAGUUGGCAGAUUCGUGGUUGGCCAACGGAGCGUGGUUGGCCAGCGGGCGUGGUUGGCCAGCGACCGUGGUUGGCCUACGGAUACGGUUGGCCUACGGAAGACCGGUUGGCCUACGGAUACGGUUGGCCUACGGAGCUGGUUGGCCUACGGAUACGGUUGGCCUACGGAAGACUGGUUGGCCUACGGAUCCAUGCCAGGCGAGGUCCAAUUGGCGGAACGGGCUGGAAGACGCGCGCAGCUUCCAGAAGCAGCUGGGGCGCGCGGGAAGCUGCCAGGAUGUUCUGGUUGGCCAACGAAAAUUCCAGGGGAGUCUGGUUGGCCUACGAAAAUUCCAGAAGGCACCAGAACGGGCCAGUAGCGCCCAGAACGGGCCAGUAGCGCCCAGAAUUGGCCAGAAUUGGCCAAAACAGCCCAGAACCUUCCAGAAACUGGUUGGCCAGCAGAUUCAACCCAGCCAAGUGGGUCCCACAGGCAACUCAGCCACCAUGUCCAGAAUUCUCUGCAGGGUGAGAAAUUACCAAAAAGUCCCUGAAAGUUCUAGAGAGUGAAUCUUAGCCACACAUUGGAGAAUGCAUCUCCACCACACAUUAAGGAGGUGGGAUGCCUAUAAAUAGCCACUUAGGCAAUUCAUUUGGACAUAGAAGUGAGCAGGUGAGCAAAGUGUGAUACCAAAGAGUGUACAAAACCUUGUAAAGCUUUCUUUGAGCAAUACAAAUUUCUUCCUUCCAUCAUCA